AUUUCGUCCGCUCAUCCGUCCACAUCCACUUGCGUUUUUUGCGCCCUGCGAGCGGGAGAGCAGCAAUGUGAAACGGGAGCACAACAAAUACCGCCCACUACCACUACCAAUUCCCAUAUUCCCAUAUUCCCAUAUUCCAUGCUACUCCCAGCUCAGUUCGUGUCGUGUGAUCAAAGCUUUCGGUAAGGCUUCGGCUCGGCUUUGUGUAUCCACCUUAGGGGCUCUCUGCGGCGCUCGUUCUGCCUCUCACUCUCUCCCUCUCUCUCGUUUUUGGGGCUCAGCUCAGGGACAACAAAUGCGGUAAAAUGGCUUCUGCGUCGACGUCGACAUCCCUGCCGUUUCAGUUCUGAUUGGAGGUUCGUGCGCGGCGUUUCCUCAGCUGAUUUCGUUGCCUUUUGCCUUUUCGCAAUCCGCUUUCGGCUCCGUGUUCGCCUCGGUUGCCAAUUACGUGUAACCAACAACAACAGAAGAAACAGAAACAACAACAACAAGUGCUCUCGAGUGUUGCAAGCCUUCUUCCGCCGAAGAAACCGCAAAACGGAUUACCAAGAAUCUACGUAGAAUUGCACGCUCUGGAAUAUAUGUUUUAGCAGCUGUCAGGCCCCAAGGAGUAAGAAUCCCAGCCCAGGACAACGAAAGGACCUUUGAUGCACGCAGGGCUCCCAAACCGCCCCACUUGCAUGAGGACAUAGACCGCGAUCACACACUCACUCGCACAUCGCUUAGUGACGCAACCACAGCCUCCCAAUGAAGAUGGCAUCUCAACGCUUCUGCCUGCGGUGGAACAACCACCAGAGCAACCUCCUGUCCGUCUUCGACCAGCUGUUGCACGCAGAAACCUUCACAGAUGUGACGCUGGCCGUCGAGGGGCAAUACCUGAAGGCACACAAGAUGGUGCUAUCCGCCUGCAGUCCCUACUUCAAUGCGCUCUUUGUAAAUCAUCCGGAAAAGCACCCGAUUGUCAUACUUAAGGAUGUGCCCUACUCGGACAUGAAGUCGUUGCUAGACUUCAUGUACAGGGGCGAGGUCUCAGUGGACCAGGAGCGACUCACUGCAUUCCUGCGCGUGGCCGAGAGCCUGCGCAUCAAGGGCCUCACCGAGGUCAACGACGACAAGCCCUCGCCGGCAGCAGCAGCUACAGGAGCGGGCGCGGCGGGCUCUGAGAGCACACCCACUCCUCCCCAGCUGCAGCGCAUCCAGCCGUAUCUGGUGCCCCAGCGAAAUCGCUCGCAGGCCGGCGGUCUGCUGGCCAGUGCCGCCAACGCCGGAAACACGCCCACCCUGCCGGUGCAGCCAUCGCUGCUCAGCUCGGCCCUGAUGCCUAAGCGAAAGAGGGGCAGACCACGGAAGCUAUCUGGCAGCUCGAAUGGCACGGGGAACGACUACGACGACUUCGAUCGCGAGAACAUGAUGAACGACUCCUCCGAUCUAGGCAACGGCAAACUGGGCAACGAGUCCUACUCCGGCAAUGACGAUGGCUCCGACGACAACCAGCCGACUGCGGGACACACGGAUGAUCUAAAUGAAAGUCGCGACUCUCUGCCCUCGAAACGAUCAAAGAACUCAAAGGAUCACCGCGUAGUGAGCCACCAUGAAGACAACAGCACUUCCGACGGAAACGACAGCGACGGCGAAGGUCUGGACACAUCAUAUAUGGAACCCCAACUUAUGCUGGACGAAUAUGACGAGCCCGUAGAGUUCAAGUACAACCCGCUCACCGACAACAGCUCACCCACGCAGGACCAAACGGAUGGCAGCCACCUCAACGAGCAGGCGCGCCAACAAGCCUUCCUCAUCGCUGCCCAACGGAAACACCAGGCGGAUACAGCAGCAGCGGCGGCAGCGGGCGGCGGACUCAAGCUUAAUAUUAUCGGAAUGGCGGCUGGUGGGGCGCAGGUGAAAAGCAUGGUCAGCAUACCCAAACUGACGCCCAUUGGCAAGGUCAACGCCGCCUCCACGCCACUGGUCUCGCCUGCCGGCUCCUUUUCCACGGCCUCGGUCAAGCCGCGCGUCCAGAAGCGGCCAAAACUGGCCAAACAGAACGGCGAUGUAAAGCCGGCUGUGUUCUCCAGCCAGGAAUACCUCGACAUUUACAACAGCAACGACGGAUUCAAGUUAAAGGCCGCUGGUCUGAGCGGAAGCACGCCGAACCUGAGUGCUGGACUGGGAACUCCCUCCGUGAAGACCAAGCUGAAUCUAAGCAGCAACGUGGGCGAGGGCGAGGCGGAGGGCUCAGUGAGGGACUACUGCACCAAAGAGGGCGAGCAUACGUACCGCUGCAAAGUCUGCUCCCGCGUCUACACGCACAUCAGCAACUUCUGCCGGCACUAUGUUACCUCCCACAAGCGAAAUGUGAAAGUGUACCCGUGUCCCUUCUGCUUUAAGGAGUUUACGCGCAAGGACAACAUGACGGCGCACGUGAAAAUCAUCCACAAGAUCGAAAAUCCCUCGACGGCGUUGGCCACCGUGGCGGCAGCGAAUUUAGCAGGCCAGCCACUGGGAAUUUCGGGUUCCUCGACGCCUCCGCCGCCGGAUCUGAGUGGCCAGAACUCAAAUCAGUCGCUGCCAGCCACUGGCAAUGCGCUAUCCACCUCCUCCUCCUCGUCGACGUCCUCGUCCAGCGGAUCCCUGGGUCCGAUGACGGCCUCCUCAGCACCGCCAGCACCAGCAGCUGCGGCGCAGUAAUCUCUAGACACCUCACACCAAGCCCAAAAAAGCACACACUCAAAGAAAUAGUGAAGGUUGAGGCACCCGCUAACGAUUGGAUGAAGCAUGUUGCAGCGCCAGGCGCUCGGAUUUUUUCGGGAUUUUGUUGUUGUUGGGGGGAGGGAAGUUAAAGUAGAUUUUUGUUGAUUUUGUUUUUAGUUUUUUACUUGGCUUCGAUGGAGCUGCAGAAAUCUCCAAGCCAGCAGACGUUUUUAUGUUGUGCAAUUUACCUUUUCAGUUACCAUUACAAUUACACUUAUUUUCUAAAGCCCUUUUCAAAGACCCGAUGAGAACACAAUGCUAAUUUAAUCCUACCAACUACCCUUAAGAUUUACCAUUAUUAUUUAUCCCCGGUCGCCGACCACUUGUCGAUCGUUUUUUAUUAGCGCGUAGUCAAAGGCCCAAAAUCAAGUAGGUUUUGUGGCUGACACAUUUCAAACCCAUCCAUUAGGGGUUGCCUUUUUAUUGGACACCAGAGCGGCCUUAUAUGCGAAGUGUAUGAGUGUAUCCGGGCAAGAGUUACACUAAAAACCGAAACUAAACCUGCACUUUUAGAUAAUUAAACUAUAUAUACACACACGGAUAUGUUAUACAUAAUUAUAUAAAUAAUAUAUAUAAACAUUGAAUGGUAUGUCUAGCUGUAGUUCUAUUAAUUAAUUUAUCAAUAUCACUAUGUUCGAUAUGCUAAUGUUAAUGCUAUACAAUUAUUACAAGCCGAAAUCUGAGAAACAGAAACAGGAGCAGGAGAAUCAAUGUAAUGUUAAUCAUGCGAGAGGGAGCGCUGAUCUACCUUGUUGCCUUCAAAUGAAGCUAGUUAAAAGUUAAUCCCGGGUCUGGGUCAAGGUCGUUGGGCCCCCAGCACCCGUCCACACCCCUCAACACACCCUCAAAACACCCCGCUCACCCACACCGUUCCCCCCCGUAACAUCCGAAACCCGGCGAAAGAUUGAAAAUGUUUCGCCGGGCUCGUCGAUAAAGUGUAACUACAGAUAGUAACAGCAACCAUAGUUGUAAUGAUAACGCUAAUAUUAAUGAGCAUAAAGUAAACCUAAUUUAUCUAUCAAACGAUUUAUGUUGUAUAUCGGAGGCUUAAAUUAUCGCCAAAGAAAAUGAAAAUCAAAAACAAAACAAAACAAAAAGGAAACAAAACAAAACAAAAAGCAGUUGAAAUCCAACAGUAGCAACACAGAGCAGUCGCAGCAGACCACAGAAAACAGAGUGUAAAAUUGCAAGAUAUUGUUGUUAAUGCGAAACGAUCUCCAAACAAAAUAAAGAACUUGAAAAGUAGACAACACGUAAUUCCUCAGUCAAGUAAAACGUUCAAAUUUGUUGCAAUUCGAGAACUAAGAGACAUGAGAAACAUUCAAAAAAUUAUUAUAAUAAUAGCUGCAAACAACUGACAGAAACAGAAACAGAAAACAAAUUGAAACAAAAUUAAGCGCAAUCAAAUAAUAAACAAGCUGCGUACGCUAACUUAUUAAAUAAUUUUGUUUUUAAUUCUUUAUUUAGUGGUAGCUAGUGCAAUUUAGUUAGUAAGCCGCCGUCUCCCAAACACAGACUAACAUCAAAUAUCGCAAAUAUAUAUUUCCACCCAAAACGAUCCAAUCUUCCAAACUUCUCUUUUGGCGUUAAUUUUAAACAAUCAAUCAAACAGGUCAUGCAUAUUUAUUUGUAUGUGUAUUGUUUGUACUAUAUUUUACUGUAUUUUUAGUCUACUUUUUUAUAUGAAUAUAUAUUUACAUAUAUUUUUGCAUUCAACAACUAUAAACCUUCAGCAAUUUUCUCGCUUUCAAACAAAAAUGUCCAAACUCGAAACCUGAACGAGGAAUAUAGCUACAUACAUAUAGAGUCAUGCUUUGAUGCCCAAAGAAAAUGAAAGAUAAGAAUGAGAGAAUCGUAAUGCAAGGCAAAACUUCCAUGUGAAAAUGAGAAAAUUGUCUGGAAAUUGUUGGUAAACAUGGUUUCCGUUUAAAUUAGCUAAUUACGAAACACACACUUUACGAUAUAUCAUACGAUACGUUAAACAUAAUUACUAAAUAGUGAAUCACACGCAAUAUUAAUCAAGCAGAUCAUUUAUAUUAUCGUUUAAAACUGACCAACAGAAGAAAAAUAAAAUACACAAUGCAAAAAACA
This is a messenger RNA of Drosophila teissieri, 4839 nucleotides long. It is a transcript of the gene ttk, whose product is annotated as protein tramtrack, beta isoform. Lineage: Eukaryota; Metazoa; Arthropoda; Insecta; Diptera; Drosophilidae. The record is from RefSeq and is a predicted model, not a curated record. Gene Ontology annotation, biological process: regulation of transcription by RNA polymerase II. Bases 748 to 2685 code for a protein of 645 amino acids. Gene Ontology annotation, cellular component: nucleus. Gene Ontology annotation, molecular function: protein binding. The transcript has 5 exons.